AUGUUCGCCUUCACUCAUCUCUUCGUGUUAUGCCUGGGCUUCCUUGCGUUCACGCAUUCCCGUGGAAGCCCUCUUACGUUCUUGCCGUUCCCCGCAGACGUACAACGGAGUCUCCCAGUCAAUUUCACGAUUUCUGCUCUCAACAUAACCCUACCGAACACGAAUACAACCGGCGCACCUAUGGUCCUUGGGCAGGAUGGUGCUACUGGGGGCGCUCAAUUGGAGGUCCUUUCUACUUGGAACUCCUUCCCAUAUAAUGAUUUCCCCGCUCUGUCCCUCUUCGGAGGCCAGUUAAGAGCAUUCACGAAACGAGGGGAGUGGAUCACCAAUGCUACCGCUCCAAGUCGCGGCCAGCCAUUGGGUUGGCUUACGAGCCGCCUCUACCACACGACUGCCACGGACUAUUCCGUAGUACCGGUCUAUGGACUGAACCUAGCUAAAUAUGUGUUGGCUGCAAACGAGAGGGCAGAUUUGUGGUCUUUAUGUUCUUGGAAGGGGCCCCGCGGACAGACCAACGUCGUGUUCGAUGUAUCUGCCUCUCCGCCGAACCCUGGAUAUGAUAUUGCUGAUUGUUAUGGUGUAUGGCUCAUCGUGGUACCUACCUUACCUCCUCAUUCCAAGUAA
Molecule: messenger RNA, 624 nt
Organism: Pleurotus ostreatus (oyster mushroom)
Lineage: Eukaryota; Fungi; Basidiomycota; Agaricomycetes; Agaricales; Pleurotaceae
Exons: 3
Coding region: 1-624 (207 amino acids)
Source: RefSeq, a predicted model, not a curated record